This is a messenger RNA of Mus musculus (house mouse), 2018 nucleotides long. RefSeq names its product ovo like zinc finger 3 (gene Ovol3). The coding region runs from base 1307 to 1876 and encodes 189 amino acids. Gene Ontology annotation, molecular function: DNA binding. The record is from RefSeq and is marked provisional. The transcript has 4 exons. Gene Ontology annotation, biological process: negative regulation of multicellular organismal process; negative regulation of transcription by RNA polymerase II; negative regulation of signal transduction. Gene Ontology annotation, cellular component: nucleus. NCBI's taxonomy places the organism in Eukaryota, Metazoa, Chordata, Mammalia, Rodentia, Muridae.
UUUUCUCAAUUGAAGUUCCCUCUUUCCAAAUGACUCCAGUUUGUGCCAAGUUGAUAUAAAACUAGCCAGUACACCGCAUAAAGGUAGAAAGUGAGCCAAUUGCUAUGGCGUCCUCAUGGGCCAUUGUGUGUGCCCUCACACCACCACCACCAAACUGUGAAAAAUGGAAGCCUUUGUAAUGACUUUCCCCCUGGCUGGAACUGGGGGUUGGUUUUCCUCCCCAGCUAAGAUCAGAUUGGGAAUAUUAAGAUGGCUGGGGGGUGGGGUGGAGAAGGCACUUGGAAUGCAAGCCGGAGGGCAGACCCCACCCAAACCUGUAGGCUGGAUUAGAAUCCUUUGGUUCCAAGAACCCCGCUCUCCGUUUUGCCUAUUCCAGCUUAGAUCACUUCACGGUUGACUAUUCUUGGUGUCACUGCUGUCUCCUUGUGGCCCUGCACAGUGUGCUCAUUUUCAAUGCUGAGCUAAGUUAAGAUCUGCCUAUAGUUAGAAGUAUAGAACCACGUUCAGAAGACUGUCAGAUAAACCAGAGAAGGUAACUGUGAAGAGAGUGUUCACAGUUCUGAACUUCUAGUUCAGAGAUCAGAGAAGGACUGAACUAGAACAGCCUACCCAGAGUGGAUGGGAGGAGUCCCUACACUCACUAGGUCCUAGUCAUUUUAACGCCCUAAGCCUGAAUGAGGCCAUGUCAUCUUUGGAAAUCUAAAGAUCAGAUAGUGAGAAAGAGAGAGAGACAGAGAGACAGAGAGAGCGAGCUUGAGCUUCCGGCUUGUGGAAGCACAGCUCCCAUCUUUAUUUUUCCUUUACCUACUCAGUUUGCUGCCACCCUACACCAGCGGCACAGAACAAUCACAGCUGUCCCCACCUGCAUCCUCGGACAGCUGCUGUGAUUUGAAUAACUAGGCAGGCUGAUGGAUGUCCUGGACUGAUUUGCCUGGUAAAUAGUCCCUAGAGUCCUGUACCCUUCCAGGUCUGGAGCCAUGUGUCUUUUUGAUCUCCAUCCCCAGGAGCAGCCUAGGCUCUUCUCUCACUCAAGCCUCCCUGGGGGGUGAGUUCUCCACUGUCUCCAUUCUCAGGAGAUGGAGGAGUUGCCUGGAAGCCUAGCCUAGAGAAGGAGCCAUGAUGGCAGGCCCCAGCUGAGGUAACCAGAGCCAGCUAAGGUUGCUCCCCAAGCUUGUCUCAAAAUUUGCAUGAAGAGAAUGAGGCUUCCAGGAGUCUCCUGAUUUCACCUAGUUCUGGGGCCCAGGUCUGACAGGCAGCAGGCAGAGGCAGCAGCUCUGUGAAGAGCCAUUUCACCAUCCUGAAAGCAAUGCCCAGGGUCUUUCUUGUGAGGAGUCGGCGUCCACAGCCACCUAACUGGAGCCACCUUCCUGACCAGCUCCGGGGAGAUGCUUAUGUCCCAGACUGCAGCAGCCUGGCAGUGCCACCAGCACACAGAUCUUCUGGUCUGAGAGACACCUGGGCAGUGUCCUCACAGGGGACACUGACCUCUGCUCCCAAGGGCCCCGGGACACUUGGCUGCCCACUCUGCCCCAAGGCCUUCCCGCUGCAACGCAUGCUGACUCGGCACCUCAAAUGCCACAGCCCAGCGAGGCGCCACGUGUGCCACUAUUGUGGUAAAGGCUUUCACGAUGCCUUCGAUCUCAAGCGUCACAUGAGGACUCACACUGGAAUACGGCCAUUCCGCUGCGGAGCCUGUGGGAAAGCUUUCACCCAGCGCUGUUCCCUGGAAGCUCACCUUGCCAAGGUGCACGGGCAGCCAGCCAGCUACGCUUACCGGGAGCGCAGGGAGAAGCUGCACGUGUGUGAAGACUGUGGCUUCACCAGCUCUCGGCCGGAUGCUUAUGCGCAGCACCGCACCCUACACCGCACGACCUGAUAAGACUGGCUGCUCCCUACCCACGAGAGAAAUAAACACGGGAAACACUAGUGUAGAAACUGGCAUUUAUUACAGGUGGAAGAAGGAACGAUCACUCAGUCCAGCGGUGGCCGCAGUGUGGGGCAGUGCAAACAUAGUACAG